AUGCGAUUUUUGGCGUGGAACAAAUGCACCAGGGAUGGUCAGUUUAUCUUCCUGGUGCAACAGACUGACACGCUUCCCACUCUGCGAUUGGACACAGUGGAGGUGAAGGGUCAGGGGUCAUGUGCCCCGGUGGUGAACACAGGAACUGCGCUGGUCUUUCUGUUUCCUGUGACGGAAUGUGGGGCGAGGAGAACGGAGACUGCAGAUGGGCUGGUCUAUGUGGUGGAAGUGACCGGAGAUCCCGAGAUCGAGGCUGGAGGAUUCGGACCCAUCACCAGAGACAGCUACCUGCGGCUGCAGCUCCAGUGUCUGUACUCUCGCUCUGGGACAGAGUCCCAUGAGAUGUCCGUGCUCAAUCUGCACCCCCCGCAGCCGGCCGCCAGCUUCGGGAACGUUACCGUGGAGAUGAGGAUAGCAAAGGAUUCCUCGUUCACUCGUUUUUUCCCCAGCUCCUCUCUCCCUCUCACUCGCUCCCUGCGGGAUCCCAUCUUCGUGGAGGUCCGGAUCCUGCCCCCGGCGAGCCCACGCCUCUCCCUGGUCCUGCGGGACUGUUUUGCCUAUCCCAGCUCCCAGCAGAGCCUGUGGGUGCUGCUGUACGACGGCUGUCCUAAUUACAUGGAUCAGCUAUUUAGCAGCACGUUGCUCAAAGUGAACUCUGUGGAUCAGCCAUCUCACUACCAGAGGUUCAACGUCCAAGCGUUCACCUUCAUCGACCUGCAGACAGGGGGCACCAGCGAGGAAGAGAUGUAUUUUUACUGCUGGGUUGAAGUGUGUGACCGGGACUCUGAGAACUGCCUCUCGAAAUGCCUCCCCGAGUUCACGACUUCUCCCCGGACUGGUAACCGCACCGUGACUAAACGGGAACUGGUUUCAGACCCUAACACUGCACUGGUUUCACUGGGACCCAUCGUACUGGUGCAGAACGAUCCCACAGCGCAGACAGUGGGACAGGCCGCAGCUCCUGAAUACAGUACAGUCUCCGAGUUCCUCUCCUCUUAUUCGAUCUCCGCGGUUUGUUCCUCCGCCGUUUUCUUUCUCGUUUUUUCCGCGGCGGCCGCCGUACUGUGUCGCGGCUCGAGGAAGGGGGAGGGGCCCGGGGGCCCGCGUUGCCCUGGAAACGGGAGACGCGAAUCGAGAUGCCACGAAAAUGAAGCUUAA
Molecule: messenger RNA, 1158 nt
Organism: Polyodon spathula (Mississippi paddlefish)
Lineage: Eukaryota; Metazoa; Chordata; Actinopteri; Acipenseriformes; Polyodontidae
Product: zona pellucida sperm-binding protein 4-like
Exons: 9
Coding region: 1-1158 (385 amino acids)
Biological process (GO): prevention of polyspermy; binding of sperm to zona pellucida
Cellular component (GO): egg coat
Molecular function (GO): acrosin binding; structural constituent of egg coat
Source: RefSeq, a predicted model, not a curated record